This is a messenger RNA of Trichomonas vaginalis G3, 768 nucleotides long. RefSeq lists its product as uncharacterized. The record is from RefSeq and is a predicted model, not a curated record. The annotation marks the transcript as partial. Lineage: Eukaryota; Parabasalia; Trichomonadida; Trichomonadidae. The transcript has a single exon.
AUGCGUUUAUUCGUUGGUUACAAAUCAUCAAAUCAAAGCUUUAAACAAUUAGAAGUAGAAACCGAAAGAGGUGAUGCCGGUUAUCUUCAGAUGGAUUGCGCCCGUGAAUCUUUCGCAUUUGCAACAUAUAAACCAAAAUCAGAAAGGAAAGUUAAAAAGUUUGUUCAUUCGUUAUAUAAUAAUGUUCAAAAAUAUGAUAACUCAGUAUGUGGUAAAUAUAUUGACCCUUCAGAAGUUUUCAAGAAAGCAAAUGAAGAAGUUGAUGUCACUUUUGAUAUGAUUAUUCCGGUAAAUGAUUUGUUAGCAUUUCAGGCGUUCGAUGAUUAUCCUAAAUCAUUUGGUGAUAUCAUUCUUAAAUAUUAUGUUUUCAGGGAUACUUUAGUAUUUUGUCAGGUUGACCCGUUAAGAGUUGCUGAUUUACAAAAUUACGUUUAUGAAAAGAUAACUGAUGAAAAUUAUGAAAAGAUUAUGAAUCAUGUUUAUAAAUAUGAUCGCAAAUUCCAACAAAUCGGACUUCCUGCCAAAUUAAUUACAAGCUUAGCCGCUACAUCUGCUGACGCAACAGUUGAUGACGUUAUUAUUUCAUGCACAAAGAUGGAAGUUUUAGAGGAUAAAUGCAUUACACCAGGAUACGGUUUAAUUGAAGAAUCAGUUAAAGCAAUACCACGUUUAUUCAGUAAGGAAGAUCCAUUCAUGAUUCCAGCUCAACAUAUUGACGUUCGUUCACUAAAUGGAGGUUGCAUCACUCCUGAAGGUAUCAGCUCAGAU